Messenger RNA from Ooceraea biroi (clonal raider ant), 2923 nucleotides. RefSeq names its product ADAM 17-like protease Tace (gene Tace). Gene Ontology annotation, biological process: membrane protein ectodomain proteolysis; Notch signaling pathway. The record is from RefSeq and is a predicted model, not a curated record. Gene Ontology annotation, molecular function: metalloendopeptidase activity. Gene Ontology annotation, cellular component: plasma membrane. NCBI's taxonomy places the organism in Eukaryota, Metazoa, Arthropoda, Insecta, Hymenoptera, Formicidae.
UCUUUCCUAUACUGUGAUUGUGCUGAUCUAAAAAAUGGCGGCGAUAGCAGAAUGGAGUACCGUCCAUCCGCGUCUCUCUGAUUUUAACACUCUAGUAGAUAUGUGCUGAUAUGUCAUGAUGUGUUCAAAAUGAUACACGAUGGUGUAAUUCUGCUUUUUCUUGCUUAUAUUGUCGUGCCAUUUGCCGUCAAAUUACAGGCUAAAAUGUGCUGAAAUCAUAAAGUUGUGGCAACUUGAACGUUAUAUUUCCAACGACGGGGAUUGUAACCUAGAAUAACAAAAUUAAUAAAAACAAAAGUUGCACAUUUGUAUAAAUUUUUAUUGUUAAUUUUUGCGACAAUGAAGAAACAAAAUGUCCUAUUUCUUUACAGCGUUAUCAUUAUUCUUCAAAAUAUUUAUGGUCUUCAUAGGAACUUGAGAUAUUAUGAAACAAUUCAUAAUACUGAUCUUCAACAUAGGAUUGUAAAGCGAGGUGUUCACCAUAGUUACCAUCCAUACAAUAAAAUAAGUGAAUUGGAAUUUUAUUCGCAUAGACGACAUUUUCGAUUAAUUUUGACACCCAGAAGAGAAGUCAUACAUUCUAAUUUUAAGGCUUAUGAAGUCAAUGCUGACGGCAAAGAGAAAACUAUACACUUAGACCAUGACAAUUUCUACCAUGGUCGAGUAUUUGGAGAAAUUGACUCUCACGCGCAAAUGCACAUCGACGAUGGUGUUAUAACAGGUAGCAUAACAAUCUUGGAUGAAACCUUUCAUAUUGAACCAUCUUGGAGGCAUCUUCCACAUUUGGAUAAUCAGACAAUGAUUAUCUACAAAUCUUCCGAUGUUAAAUUGAGUUGGGAACACUAUGAAAAUGGAGAAGGUCACACGCACGGAGCUCCAAAAACCUGUGGUUACGUCAAAGAAGAUUUAAACUAUACGCUGAACGACGGAGAAGGGCCCAAUGAUAAUAAUAUAAAAAUUAAUGAUAAAAGCAAUAGCAGGAUGAAAAGACAGACGGAAACUUAUGAAUAUACGCCAACGAAGACGAGAUGUCCUUUAUUAUUAGUAGCUGAUUAUCGGUUUUAUCAAGAAAUGGGUGGCAGCAGUACUAAAACUACAAUUAAUUAUUUGAUAAGUUUAAUCGAUAGAGUACACAAGAUCUACAAUGAUACUAUGUGGCAAGAACGUCAAGAGCAAGACGGUUUUAAAGGGAUGGGCUUUGUUAUCAAGAAGAUUGUUGUUCACACUGAACCGACACGAGUAAGAGGUGGCGAAACGCACUACAAUAUGGUCCGCGAGAAGUGGGACGUCCGCACUCUGCUUGAGGUUUUUAGUCGAGAAUACAGUCACAAGGAUUUCUGUUUGGCCCAUCUGUUUACCGAUCUCAAGUUUGAAGGCGGUAUUCUCGGAUUGGCGUAUGUGGGAUCUCCUCGUAGAAAUUCAGUAGGCGGCAUCUGCACACCAGAAUAUUUUAAGAAUGGAUAUACAUUGUACUUGAACUCGGGAUUAAGUUCCAGUAGAAAUCAUUAUGGGCAGAGAGUAAUUACGAGGGAAGCCGAUUUGGUUACGGCGCAUGAAUUUGGUCAUAAUUGGGGUUCCGAACAUGAUCCGGACAUUACAGAAUGUAGUCCAAGUGCAAGUCAAGGUGGAUCUUACUUAAUGUACACUUACAGCGUUAGCGGUUAUGAUGUAAAUAACAAGAGAUUUUCGCCAUGCAGUUUGCGAUCUAUCAGGAAGGUCUUGCAAGCCAAAUCUGGACGUUGCUUCUCAGAGCCGGAAGAAUCAUUCUGUGGAAAUUUGAGAGUCGAGGGGGAUGAGGAAUGCGAUGCAGGCCUUUUAGGAACGGAAGAUAGUGACCAAUGUUGCGACAAAAAUUGCAAACUUCGUUCAAAAGCAGUUUGUAGUGAUAAGAAUUCUCCCUGCUGCCAGUUUUGCAUAUACAUGCCUGCGGGCGUGAAAUGUCGUGACGCGCAAUACGCCACUUGCGAGCAGGAAUCGCGCUGUACCGGAGCAUCCAGUGAAUGUCCAAGAUCUCCUUCUAUGAAGGAUGGCACUGGUUGCCUUGAACGUGGACAGUGUCGUGGGGGCAAAUGCGUACCGUACUGCGAGACCCAAAAUUUACAAAGCUGCAUGUGCGAUACAAUUGGCGAUGCGUGCAAAAGGUGCUGUAGAAUGAGUCUGAACGAAACAUGCUUCCCGAUAGACCCGCAAGACAUUUUGCCCGAUGGGACGCCAUGCAUUCAAGGCUUUUGCAACAAGGGCGUGUGUGAGAAGACUAUUCAAGACGUAGUGGAACGGUUUUGGGAUAUCAUCGAGGAUAUAAAUAUCAAUAAGGUCAUGCGUUUUCUAAAGGAUAACAUAGUAGGCACUGUAAUAAUCAUCACUGCUAUCAUAUGGGUACCAGCAAGUUGCAUCAUCAGUUACAUCGAUCACAGGCGCAUCAAAGAAAGCGAGAAAAAGUGGCGGUGGAAGCACACGGACGAUCUCAUUCACCCGGACGAGCAGAGACAAGUGAUUUACGUUGGCGGUCAACGACAAAGAGUACAUGUUAUGCAUCAAUCAUAAAUCUUUAAUGCACAGUACUCGCAUGGCAUUUGUACUUGAAUAUCUAGUCAGAAGGACGAGCAGCUUGCUUUCGUUAUGAAAAACGUCAUAAACAUCGGAAGCGUAUCAUAAAGAACGUAAACUUUUGUAACGUUAGAAGAAGAGAGAACAUUUUAACAGAGAAUAUCUUUAUUCUACUAGACAUGUGAUUAAAUUUAUUUAAACAAAUACUGAGCACUUUUUACGUACAAUAUUAUUCUGUAAAAAAGACUUUAAUCAUCAGCGGCUAGAAAGUUGAUCUGACUAUUACAACCGCCGAUUAAUCGGUAUUAAUAAUACUUUCAUAAUACUUAUGUACAUUCUAUGUUUUCUGAUCAAAUAAAUCUAGUUAUAUCACAGA